Messenger RNA from Hydractinia symbiolongicarpus, 2442 nucleotides. RefSeq lists its product as uncharacterized. Lineage: Eukaryota; Metazoa; Cnidaria; Hydrozoa; Anthoathecata; Hydractiniidae. The coding region runs from base 1208 to 2224 and encodes 338 amino acids. The record is from RefSeq and is a predicted model, not a curated record. The transcript is spliced from 2 exons.
UCACAGGGAAUUUCAAAGUGCAAAAAUGAAAAAAAAGAAAUGCUCGAAAUGAAGAGCAAAGCAAAGCUGCAAAAAUCAAUCCAACUUCAAGAAAAAAAACUAUCGUCUGGUCGAAAAUUCGGCAAUCUUAUUCCUGGAAAAUUGUUUACCAGCUCCACGCGAUUAUCAUGACCAAAAGAAAUCGAGAUAAAUUUGUGUGGAUUAAGUACCAUCUAGUGACCACGAACUGGCUUGUGUGGCAGGCAAGCAAGUUAGAACAAUGCUAUACAUAUCUGUAGAAGUAAGGCAACAUAGUUGCAGUGGAAGAGGAGGAAUAGCCAGUUGUUAGAAUGCAGUUCUCAGGGAGGUUAAUUACCCUACUUAAUAACCUACAUAGCACCCUGCUACUUCAAAACCAAAAUAGCACCCUGCUACUUAAUAACCUACACACAUCAUUCUAAUAAGGCGAACAGAUUUUGCAAAUAGUUUAUACAAUGAGUCGUACCAAAAACAGACUUUGGAAUCAAAUGCUUACUACUCGUAGGAAACUUCUUGCAAGUGCAGGUUUGACCUCUUCAACCCUGUUAAAGAGUUGGCAAUGCAUGGCAAUUCAUGGCAAUGUUAUCUCAACCACCUGUCAGGUCGUCGACGUUUUAUUCUCACGUACUUAAGAUCAAUGCCGUAACGAAAACGACCCAGCGCAAGGGGCAUGAAGUUUAGAACAUAGCAGCUAACCAAUCUUAAUUACGCUGUAUACCACUUUCUGCAAAUGGAACCGUGAAAAUAUUCUGUCAAAAAUUUUAAUACUAACACGACUUCAGCUUUCGUUACUGUUCACAGUAGCCGUCAGGCUGCUAACAUUUAUUUAAGGAUUGUCGAGAGCACGACCUUCUGGCUGUUUCAUCAGUGACUUAAUUACUUUGAACAUUCUUAUGAUGACGAUUUUUAUUUUCUUCAAACAGAACGUCACCGUGAAAAUUUUUUUUCUAGAUACGGGUACUGAUAAUGAUGCUUGUGUUUAUAAACUCCUGGAGACAACAGUCUCGAUUGACCUUAACCUUAUUUUGUAACGACAUGCUAUAUGUGUUCUUAUUUAAUCUGAUAAAGAAUUUUGCAAAUUUGCAAGAAAACUUAUUCCGCAGAUAGAAUUGGCGAGCGAUUGUUUUAGUUUGGUUAAAUUGUUUAGGUUUGAUGGGUUGUUUCGUGCGAUAAAGUUUCUGUAUUGAAAAUGGUAUCUGAAGGGCGUACUAAUGUAAGUUCUCCACACAUGGAUGUGCGACGAGGUUUACCUGUACUAAGUUCUUCACACAUGGAUGUGCGACAUGGUUUACCUGUACUAAGUUCUCCACACAUGGAUGUGCGACGAGGUUUACCUGUACUAAGUUCUUCACACAUGGCUGUGCGACAUGGUUUACCUGUACUAAGUUCUCCACACACGGAUGUACGACAUUGUUUACCUGUACUAAGUUCUCCACACACGGAUGUGCGACGAGGUUUACCUGUACUAAGUUCUUCACACAUGGCUGUGCGACAUGGUCUACCUGUACUAAGUUCUCCACACAUGGAUGUGCGACGAGGUUUACCUGUACUAAGUUCUUCACACAUGGCUGUGCGACAUGGUUUACCUGUACUAAGUUCUCCACACACGGAUGUACGACAUUGUUUACCUGUACUAAGUUCUCCACACACGGAUGUGCGACGAGGUUUACCUGUACUAAGUUCUCCACACACGGAUGUACGACAUUGUUUACCUGUACUAAGUUCUCCACACACGGAUGUGCGACGAGGUUUACCUGUACUAAGUUCUUCACACAUGGCUGUGCGACAUGGUUUACCUGUAAGUUCUCCACACACGGAUGUACGACAUUGUUUACCUGUACUAAGUUCUCCACACACGGAUGUGCGACGAGGUUUACCUGUACUAAGUUCUUCACACAUGGCUGUGCGACAUGGUCUACCUGUACUAAGUUCUCCACACAUGGAUGUGCGACGAGGUUUACCUGUAGUAAGUUCUUCACACAUGGCUGUGCGACAUGGUUUACCUGUACUAAGUUCUCCACACACGGAUGUACGACAUUGUUUACCUGUACUAAGUUCUCCACACAUGGAUGUGCGACAUUGUUUACCUGUACUAAGUUCUCCACACAUGGAUGUACGACAUGGUUUACCUGUACUAAGUUCUCAUCCCGGCGUCACGAUUAUUUUUUUUUACGCAAACAUAUUCUGCAAAAUAACAAAAUGCUAGCCGCGACUGUUUUUGCUAUUUUGGGGUAACAACUAUUGUAAACUGUGUUUUCAUUUCAGCUCUAUUGCUAAGAGCGCUUCACUGGAUUUCCCACAUACUGUGUACCUGUACUCAACCGACCUACCUUAAUGUUGGGCAUGGUUUACUUGCACUUAAGUGCACUUAUGCUCUCUAUGUUUUAUAGAAUACUGUUUCUUUAACAACUUUUUAAAAUACGG